ACCAGUCAAGAUGUCAUUUGUUUCCUUGCUUCCCGCUAAAGUUACUGUUCUUUUCUUUGAUAGGUGAUUGCGGCCCCCCUGACAGGUUACCCUAUGCAGAGCUAGCGGAUGCGUUUAAAGAUAAGACCACCUUUUCUGUUGGGAGCUCUGUGCAAUACGUUUGUCGCCCAGGAUACAGGAGAGACCCUUCCUUUGAGGCCGCUCAAACUUGUCGUGCAGGUUCAUCAUGGUCAAAACCUGAAAAAUUUUGUAUAGCGAAGCUCUGUGGUCAUCCAGGAGACUUGCCAGAUGGUUCCGUUCAUAUUGAGACUGAUCUUAGUUUUGGUUCAACAGUGACAUUUUCUUGUAAUGAAGGGUACAGAUUAAUUGGAAGAUCAUCAGUUCAGUGUGUGAUUGAUGGCACUGGUGUUCGUUGGAGUAACGAAAUUCCAGAGUGUACACCAAUUCCAUGUUUACCACCUCCAGACAUAGAAAACGGGAUGCACUCUGGUGAACAGGAAGAUUAUACCUACGGGGCAUCGGUAACUUACAAGUGUAAUGUUGUGCCGAGAGGUUCGGUCCCUUUCUCACUUAUUGGGGAGGCAACUAUUCACUGUAGUUCUGAUGCAGAAAAAAAUGGAGUUUGGAGUGCACCUGCUCCUCGAUGCAAAGUGGUCAAGUGUCCAGAGCCAGCAGUUCCAAAUGGGAGAAGAGAAACUGCAUAUUCACCUAACUAUAUUUAUAGAAGCAGAGUUAUUAUGAAAUGCCUUCCUGGCUUCGUCAUGAUUGGAAGUGAUGUGAUUGAAUGCCAAGAGGAUAAUACCUGGCAUCCUGAAUUGCCAGUUUGUCAAAUUAUCCCAGCCUCAACUCCUGCUGCAACUGUCCCGCUCAUUGAUCAUGGAAAAAUAAUUGAUGGACCAACGCCACCAUAUUCUGUUGGAGAUAGCAUUACAAUUGAAUGUGAUCCAGACUACACACUACAUGGGGAAGCUAAGAUUCAGUAUGUUGGUGGAAAUCAGUGGAAGCCGGGAAUUCCAUCGUGUCACUUAAAGGAGGGGUUAAGUACAGGUGUAAUCAUCGCCCUCUGUGUUGUUAUUAUUUUUGGUGCCAUUGCGGCGUCAGUAGCAGGAUAUUGCGUCUGUAAGAAAUUACAUUCACGGAAAAGGGAAACUGCCUGCCCCCCAGCCACCGCGGAAUACAUUGCUUGUAAAGCAUGAUUGAUCAUUUUGGGGGGGGUGAAGUUAAAUGAGCCUUUCAGAGAUGGAAAAAGGACUGCGCUUGCCCUGAAUUUGUCUGAGAAUUGUUAGUCCCUGCUUUCACCAGAGUUGAAGAUGUCAUGGCAGAAUCUUUACUUUUCAUUAUUGUUACCUGUUUUGGUUGAUGAAUUUUAAGGAAGGCAAAAACCUAUGUCAUCCCUUUCAGCUCCAUCUGUUGUCUUUCUCUCGUAGUAAUUUUGUCUGUAGCUAUCUCUAGUCAGCAAGGAAGUUUGUGUUAGUGCUAGACAGCUGCUGCCUUUUCUGUCUUGCAGUCUUGCUCUCCUUACAGAAGAGAGUGUUGAAGGAAAGAUGACUUGGUAGGGCCUUAAUAUGGCUCCUGUGUCACUACAAAGAUUUUGACAUUUAGAUGUUGUUCUUUUAAAGCACUUGAAUUCUGUUAAUUAUUCUUUCUGAAGAAAGCAGCACUUAUUUGUCUAGAUGAAUUUUUUUGCACGCUUGCUUUCUUAAGUUUGCCAGUGGUUAUGUAUAUUUGCUUGAAAACUAAAUUAUUUAUUUUCCUUUUGAAUAUAUUGUGGAUUGACUUUGGAGUUGUUUUACCAUUCUCACUCCUUCUCUAUUGCGGAAGUUUUCUCGUAGGCUGCCAAGAACCAGAUUGAAUUCCCUGUCGGGAAUAUCCUUGUUCAUGUUUUAGUUUAUGGUAAACCGAUAAAAAGCACUGAAGUGGUAUGCUGGUACAUAGAUGCUAGUAACUGUACCAUAAACCAGGAUUAUUAGACUGGAGGGUUUAUGAAAUAAUCCAAUGUUCUAACUAACUUCCAAAAUUCUGUCGUGUGCACCUACUGCGUUUUUGUAUGCAGACUGCCAUGCCUCCGGGGUAGACUUACAGUGUUGUUAAUCGGUAUGUAUGUUAAUGGGGAAAUGCUGAACAGCUGUGCAGAGAAACACUCAUUUCAUGUUUAAAAAAAAAUUAAAUAAAAGAUCAGCCAAAGUUACUCAGCUGACAGAGGUCAAACAAUUAUUGGAUUGGGCUUUCUUGCAUUGGAAAUUAGUCCUUGAUGUGUAUAGUUCAAUGUGAGGUCCCACCGCCUCACCGACAAGUUGUCUGUAGACAUGGGCUUGAAAGUAUCUGGCUAGUAUCUGUGACGUGAAAUGUUUAAGUUGCAUUACCAAAGUUGUAUAUAAAUUAUGGCAGUCUACGUAGACAGUUCAGGCAGGUACUGACCUUUUUUUGGUAUAGAAGGUGGUCAUUUCGACUCAGGUGGUUGAAGCCUUGUUUAUCAAUGUAAAUGCUGGUUGUGCUUUUGAUACGGAUGUAUGUAGUGUCUUAGCACUCACUUCAUGAUUGUGCAGUAUGAUUUAAUGCUAUUUAAAAUAUGCUGUGCGCAAAAUUAUGCGUGGCUUUGGGCUAUUCUUAAAGUGAAUUUCCAAAGACCUAAUUUGUCUUAUUUCUGCUUCUCCAUACUGAGGCCCUGGCCCUGCAGAGACGUCCACAGUGAGUCUGUCCAGAUUCUUUGCAGGGUCGAGGCCUUGUCAAAAUAGUUUAAUUUCCAGGAGUUUUGCUUUGAUUGCGUCUCUGGAUACCUUAGUGAGGAGUAUAUUGUAAAUGCCUGUAUCAUCACUGGAUAGCUUGAUUCUUCCUUCAGUGCCUUUUACCAUAUUGUUUUUGAAAUGCAUAUGCAAAAGGUACAGGCUUAUUAAAUGUUCUGUCUGAUGUAAAUUCCAGUAAUGACUUCCAAUAAAGAGAAGUGCAUUUUAUUAGUGA
Molecule: messenger RNA, 2958 nt
Organism: Alligator sinensis (Chinese alligator)
Lineage: Eukaryota; Metazoa; Chordata; Crocodylia; Alligatoridae
Product: complement receptor type 2-like
Exons: 9
Coding region: 480-1196 (238 amino acids)
Biological process (GO): negative regulation of complement activation, classical pathway
Source: RefSeq, a predicted model, not a curated record